Zootermopsis nevadensis is the source of this 3948-nucleotide messenger RNA. RefSeq lists its product as uncharacterized. Lineage: Eukaryota; Metazoa; Arthropoda; Insecta; Blattodea; Termopsidae. The record is from RefSeq and is a predicted model, not a curated record.
CGUUAUUAUAGCCGCUCGCUCAUCUAUGGUAUAGGCUUUUUGAAGUGCCCCACGAAGUAUAUUGGCUAUUCUGUUCCGUAGCGUCUGUUUACAGUUUGGCGUCGUAGAAUUGUUUAUACGCAUUCGAUAUAUUCGUAUAAAUAAAAAUGAGGCGGCUGUCCAUGAAGUCGAAGAAGGGAAAAGUUGGUGUUAAUGACGGUGAAAGCACACAUCAAGAUAUAGAAGGCGAAGAAAAUGUCACUGAGAGCGAUAAUGAAUCUGCCUCUGGUGAGGGUGCGAAAGUCGAUUUGAAACGGAAAAACAAACGGGGUAGAAAGAAAGGAAGUAAUGUGGGGGACGACGGUCAUACAGAAGCUAAAAAGAAGAAGCGAAAUGUUGGUGUAGACGAUACAGCUGAGAUUGAGAGUGAGGUUGAAUCUGCCUCUAAUGAGGAUGCAAAAGCUGAUACAAAACAGAAAAGCAAACAUGGUAGGAAAAAAGGGAAUAAUAUGGAAACAGAGGACAGUGCUACUGCAGAAAUAAAGAAGAAGCAGAAUGUUACUUUUGGUGAAUCUGAGGAUGUACAAUAUGGGAGUGAGGCUGAAUCUGCCAGUAGUGAGGAUGCAAAAGCCGAUUCAAAACAGAAAAGUAGAUAUGGUAGAAAGAAAGGGAAUAAUGCAGGAACAGAGGAUAGUGCUACAGAAACAAAAAAGAAAAAGAAAAAUGUUCCCUCUGGUGAAGAAUCUGAGAAUGUACAAUAUGAAGUGGAAAGCAUUGUCGACAUGAAGCAAAACCAUGGGAAGCGCCAGUUCAAGAUUCGCUGGAAGGGGUAUGGACCUGGUAAUGACUCAUGGGAGUAUGAGGAAGACCUGAACUGUCCAAAUAUUAUUAAGACCUUCCUAGACAAAAACAAAAAUGAGAGAACAAAUGAGAACAGACCUAAGAAACGGGCAGGGAAGGGCAGUAAUAAUAGGAUCCCCAAGAAGACUAAGACAGGGGGACAGAAGAUUGAUGAGUCAUCUGAUGGGGAGGAUGAAACUAAGGAAUACGAGGUGGACAAAGUUAUGGAGGUUCAUUUCAAGAAAAAUGGAUCACGAGACUUCUUGAUUCACUGGAAGGGCUUCUCUCAUAAGGAGGACUCUUGGGAACCUGAGAAGAAUCUGAACUGUCCAGAUCUAAUUGAGAAGUUUAUGGAAAAGGUUAACAAGGCCAAAUCAACGGAUACACGUGAAUUGAGAGAAAACCCACAACACACAGAUCGAUUCACCCUGAAUAUGACUCAGGCUGGAAGGCGCCUAAGCCGACGGAAUCAAGGGAAGCAGCGUGCAACAUACCAUGGCUACAUGUGAAAGCAGCUGGUGUGAAGAAUAAUGGAUUAUCAACACACAAAAGCAACUGAAAGUAUGGGUUUGAAAUAUGUGGCUACACUUUCACAAAAGAGGUUUUAUAUAAUACACUAAUUCAUAUUUCGGAGCAAACAGAAAGUGCAUUCUGAAUAAUAAAUAUGAGUAGAAGCACUGAACAUUGUUUUUAGAGCCAAGUUUGCUGGGUGCCCUUUAUUUGUAUUCUUCCAGCAUGGAAAUUCUUUAUUUUUACUGUGAUGUCUUGUUAAUUGCUUUAAAAUUUUAUAUUAUAAAAUAUAUUUAGUUCAGUUUGUUUAUUUUGUUAUUUAGCAGUGGUAGCUCAUGUCUUUUCUUCUGGGGCACCUCUGAAACAAAAUGUAAAAUGACUUUUCCAAAUUCUGGUACAUUUUAAUAUUGUUAAAUGCAAGUAUCAGGUUUCUAGCAUUAAUGAAACUGAUGUUACUAUUAAUAAUGUUAAAGUUGUUCUAACAUGUAAAUGCUAAGUAUUUUUUGUAAAACUGCUUCCCAUACCCACAAACUACCUCUUAAACUGGAGACUUCUUCAUUGACAGGAUAGCAUAGUGACAAGUCUGCAGCUUAAAGCACCUUCUUAGUUAAAAUUUGGGAUGUCACAAACAUUAAAUUAGAAACAUAAUCUGGGAAUGACUCACCAUGUAAUCUGAUAUUGUAUUCACACACAUGUAUGAUUAUAUAUGCUCUCAACAUAUCUAAACUACGAGUUAAUAUUUUAAGUGGGGCAUUGCCCAGAGUGGCCUAAUUGAUACUGAUAUUUGUGGGAAGUUCAACACAUUUUUGAGGUACAAAAGUACAUCACCAGGUAACUUUGUGUGUUUUUACACAAAGUUAUGUAUACACAAUUGUGUGUAUAUACAGCCAUACCCUGUUGGAGCACUACACUUUGCUGACCAUCAAGUGGCAGAAAGUUAAAACCUUUUCUUUUCACUCAGAAUAUUUCCAGUGAACUGAUGGGUUUACCCCAUGAAAGGGGUAAAUAAUUGGCUAUAUUUUGCUGGAUUACACAAGGAUAUUUUUCUUUAUAGGAGUACAUGUCAUCUAUUCCAUCACUUUACACUGCCAUUCUCCUCAUGUCAUAUGCAACUGACUGAUUGUACAGUACCCACUUGUAUCUCUGUAGUACUUAACUUCCUUACUGUGACCAGUCUGAUUGUAUUCAAGACUAAAGUGUGUUUGUGUACUGAAUGUUGGUCAAGUGUGUGGAGAACACUUUCAUAACUGAAGAUCCCGCUACACCGUCAAACAGCAAAAUGGUGGGCGAUCGAUCUGUAACUGUUCUGCCAGAUUUCUUGGAAUGUUACUUGUUACUAUAUUCAGCUUAUUCUUGGUAAUGUUUCUAUUUUAAAGUUGCUGGUGCCCCUCCCAGUAGCUUGUUCAUUUCCUGUAAAAGUGCUGUAAGUGGUUUCUUACCAAAGUAGAUUUUAUUUGUUAAUGUAUAAUUGUUGGUAUACAGUAUUUUUACAAUUGAAUAUUACAGGAAGUUGUCUACCUACAUAGCUGGUAGAAAUAAAAUUGUAUGGCGAUUAGUGGGGGUAGUGCUUUACUGGGGGAUUCCAUUUGAAAUUACAAAGAAAAUUCCUGUUUUAAGGCUUUUGUGGGCAUAGUGCAAGGAUGGCAGUAUAUAGAUGGUGCUGUAUUGGGGUUUGACUGUAUAACUGCACACACACACACACACACAUUGCUGUAAAUUGCAAUUUUUUUUAAGACGUGGGCACCCUGCAUACUUGAGUGUACUUCGUAAUAUCGAAUAUUGAAACCACAAACAAAGGUAUUCUUUUAGAGAUAUUCUGUUCUAUAUUAUAUAUUGUUAAAAUACAUAUAUAAUUUAUCUAUAUUAGGUAUUCUCUGCAAUAAAUAACAAAACAUUUCAAAAUUCAGUAUAAUACAAGUGGAAUCUUUUGUAACUGCAGUUGUUAGUUUUCAUGUUGUGGUUUAGUAUGUGGCAAUUUUAGUUGCAGUUUAUGAAAAACAGGUUUGCAGCAUUUAGUUGAAUUAAAGUAAUGGUUUUAUAUGUGUAUUGAUAAUGCCUCAAGCCCAGUUGUUUGAGUUGACAUUUUGCUUUUGAAUUAAAAUUAUUUUAUUUCUCAUCUUUUUUUAAGGAAUUACAAGACGUCGCAUUGCCACGUUUUAUGAUUGUAAGAUCAUUUUUGUGCUAAAGUUUGUCCCAUUUAUUAUUUUGCAUUGUAUUGACAUUACAAUAAUACCCUUCUUUAUUGGCCAGGAAGGUAUCCUCUCAAUUUUAUUUUCAGUUAAAGAGAAAAGGGACAGGAGGAUAUUUCUGGAAAUAUAUGCACUAUAACUGGAUAUUAGUUGAUUAUGUUUGUUCUCUGUGCAUACAAAUUUUCUAGAAGAGAUGUAGGUCCUUUGUAUUAUAGAUAGAUUUAAGAAUGUAAACAGAAUCUGUGUUGUAAGUCAUGUAGGUGUCAUGUGCGAAAAGUGACUUUCUUUAUACAUGCGCACAUAGACUUAUGAUAUUUAAAGUACAAAUAACGGCUCUGUUCACACUUGUGUUUGUACAUUUUUAUUUUACUACAAUGUAAGAUAAAUAUUUCAUAAAAAGUUGUGUGAAAUUGAAAACAGUCCUUACCAA